AUGACACACUCGUCUGCUCUCGGGCUGGUGUGCGAGCUUCUCAAACAGGAAACAGGAGUCAGCACGGCUGGCAGGUCCAGCAUACAGGCAGCCUUCAUUUCCCAUGAUGCUUUGUUUCAGCAGAUUGUGACCCUCGAGGAAAGCAAUCUCUGGUCUAAUGGUUCACUGUUAACCUCAAAUAUUGCCUGUUCUCUCUGUCUCUGCAGAUUCUUCCUUAAGUUUUUCCUCAAGUGCAACCAGAACUGUCUAAAGAAUGCAGGAAACCCACGAGACAUGAGGAGGUUCCAGGUCGUCGUCUCCACUACGGUCAACGUGGACGGUCACGUGCUGGCGGUGUCAGACAACAUGUUCGUCCACAACAACUCCAAACAUGGCCGCCGUGCCCGACGUCUGGACCCCUCUGAAGCAGCCACGCCCUGCAUCAAAGCCAUCAGCCCGAGCGAGGGCUGGACGACCGGCGGCGCCACCGUCAUCCUCAUCGGGGACAACUUCUUCGACGGUCUGCAGGUCGUCUUCGGCACCAUGCUGGUGUGGAGCGAGCUGAUUACCCCUCACGCCAUCCGGGUCCAGACGCCCCCUCGGCACAUCCCCGGGGUCGUGGAGGUCACGCUGUCCUACAAAUCCAAACAGUUCUGCAAAGGAGCACCGGGACGUUUCGUCUACACCGCCUUGAACGAGCCGACCAUCGACUACGGCUUCCAGAGGCUACAGAAGGUCAUCCCUCGCCACCCCGGAGACCCCGAGAGGUUACCUAAGGAGGUGCUGUUGAAGCGAGCAGCCGACCUGGUGGAGGCUCUGUACGGGAUGCCGCACAACAACCAGGAGAUCAUCCUGAAGCGGGCAGCCGACCUCACCGAGGCGCUCUACAGUGUCCCCCGCAGUCACAACCAGCUGCCGUCUCUCACCGGCUCGGCCGCUCACUCGGGGAUGAUGGGCGUGAACUCGUUCAGCAGUCAGCUCGCCGUCAACAUCUCCGAGGCCUCGCAGGCCGACCAGGCCAUGGCAGGUCUCAUCGUCCCGCCCAUGUGAGGAGGACACCGCCAGACCCCCGCCCCCUCCCCAUGAACCCCCCCAGCGCUGAUGGCCCCGCCCACCUGAAAUACGCCAGCGAUAAAAUCCUUCCCAUCAUCCCCCAGAAUAUAUCACUGCACCAGGAGACUCUCCGUCGAUUCAUUCGCCGCCUGUGGGACGACCUAGCACUGACGGCUGCGGCUNNNCGCAGACGUUCCAACGGGAAGCGGACGUCUGCGGCGGCUCCACGUGGAGGUCAAAGGUCAGCGGCGUGAAGAGUGGACUGUGGGUGGGAGGGAAGGCGAGUUAUGAAACAGUCUGUGUAGACCAGAACAGGUCUCAGAUCAGUUUGAACCACUGUGAGACAGGAAGGAGGCGUGUCCACCGGGAGCUUCUGCAAAGGGUUCGAUCUGAUUGGACAGUAAGCCAAUAUUGAUCAGUAGUCUUCCAUAUUUCAGCCAUUUAGUACAAACAGCCAACCAUACUCCUUCUGGAAAGUCACAUGUUUUAAUUUCUGCCUCUCCAGGUUUCCUUUAGCUUCCAAUUGUUUCCAAACAAUCAGUCUUUUCUCAAAUGGAGUUCUGAAUGGGCCUAAAACUGAGACCAGAGCCUGACGCCUGGUUUAAAAUAUGUAAACCAGACACAUCCAGUCCUGUUACGUCUGUGUAAACACAGAGCUAGCUUAAAAUACUCUCGUUAAAAUAGAUAAAAACACCAAAAGAAUUGGGUUACUAGGACAGUUAUUUCCCAGAUUCAGACACUUGACUGAUAUAUCAGUAAUAUAUGAAGAAAAGUCUCUGCAGAUUAACUUUCAUAACAAAUUCAGAUUAAUUAUCAGGAUUGUUGGAAAACCAGUAAUGUUAGCAUGUGGUUGUAAAUGGUCUAAAAUUUAAAGUUACAGUUCCAGAAAAUCUGGUUUAAAACUUUAUUUAUAACAAUAUUUGGUUAAAAACCAGCUACAAUGUGCAGUCAUAUAUUAUUUUAAUUAAAUAUUGGCUGAAGGUCACUGAUUGGUUUUCAGAAGCUCUCGGUGGACACUGAACCUGAGUCGGACCGAGUCCAGAAACCAGGAAAAAAUCUUCAAACCUUUUUUCAAAUCCAGAAACCGUUUGACGUUUUUUCCGGAUUUGACAGGUUUUCAAUCACAAAUCCCCAAAAAAUCCCCUGCCCCAGGACCAGACUCCUGAUCAAUAUCUUCUAGCGUUUUCCUUUCUGUACGAUAGCUUUUAACAAUGUUUGUCUUAUAUUCGGAGGAAAAUGCAGUAAUUUUCUAAGCUAACGGAUGAACGAACAAACGUCCUGUUACACUAACGUUUGUCUGAAUAAAGUCGAGGCAGCCCGAGUUAUUACUUUAGUUUUUUUUUAGUUACAUUUUCUGUUAAUUUUUCUCUGAUUUUUAAAAACUCCAGUACAAUAGUUCUGUUUCGCAGGUGUGUCGAGUGGUAGAUUUUAACCAGAAAAAGCUUGCAGCAGUUUUAAUCACAUUUAGGUACCAGAUUUUUCUUGUUAUUCUUCUGAUUGUGCUUAUUUUAUAUGUAUUUAUAAAGUAUGUUUUGGGGAGUUCCUUUUGUGAUUUAGGCCUGAAUGAUAGUCUCAAAUAUAUAUGUAAACACAUUUGAUGUCUUAAUACCUUUUAGAUAUUGUAAAAAGAGUGAACAAGUGAGAGGAAUUAACCCUUUUGUAAAAACAAAAAAACGUCACGACAUGGUCACCCUGUUUUUGAAAGCAGGACGUUAAAAAAAAACGCUUUCAUCACUUUUGUAUAAAAAUGCUUUUCCGAUACGAUAUUUAACUUUUUGUAAACAGCAUCAUUUGUGUUUCCCCUGGUUCUUCUCGUCCUUUGUGUAUUAUUGUGAAAUGUAUAAUCAUGGUUAUUUCUUAAUGCACUAUUUUUGUUGGGGCACUUAAUAAAGAGCAAUGCAUCUUAGCAAAAAAGAUUAAAAAAAGCUAAAAGUUUAACAAAAAAAAGAUGAAAGCUAGAACGAUAUGCACCGGUAUGUUUUUCUGCCGUUCUGAAACGGCAAAAAAAUCCUUGUCAUGUGAAAUUUUUAUAUUUCAGAAGCUUAUAACGUCAUAAUAUUCCUCCACUCUUACUUUUGGACCAAGCGUAUCUCUUGGUUUCGGUGUUUAGAAGACAAUAUUUUACCCAUCUUAAUAUUAGACCCGAUCCUAGUCUUUGUGUUUCUUGGUGAGAAUGAUUGUACGAUUUAAAAACAGGAAGCAGAUUUUAAAACCACUCCGGAUUUACUUUUAUUUUGGUCACCGAUCUCAAGGAAACUUCCAUCGAUGUUGGUGUUGUUGUUGAUGGUGCUGUUCUCGUCGUCGCACACAAUCUGGAUCAUUUACUUAUGCAACUGUGUUCCUGUUCUGUAAUGCAAGCUCAUCUUCCACGCCGCCGCUGUGGAAAAGUUUGGAAAUUAAAAAGAAGUCGCGUUUCGAUGCCUUACGAUCGACCUUCAACACAAUGUUUUCGCUUCCUUUCAGUUCGUACAUCGUCUGUUUGACUACACAAUUCGUUUUGCACCGGACGUUUUUGUCCCUCAGGUUCCCUUGAAUAAACAUAAUGUUAGCAUCAUCAGCACUUAGCCUUUUAAAUAGCAACGCCUGUUUGUUUGAGUGAAAACCUUUAAAGGUUUCAGAUUUAGGAAUAAAAAAUAAACAUACUACAACACAGUCGGGAAAAAUUAGUGACGUUAUCUCGUAAUUAUACAUCAUUUUGUUAUAAUUUAGCAUCUCAUAAUAAGAAAUUAGAAUUACAUCAUUUUAUAAUACAUUUGUUAACCAAAUUACAUGAAAACUCUCCAACAAUCUGCAUCACUAAUAAUCAUUAAGAAACAAUCUCACAAUUACAAAAUCUGUAUCAUGAAAUUGCGAGAAAAUUAGGUCAUAUUUACGUGACCCAUACCUCACCGUCUAAUAGCUCAGAAUUAUCUCACAACUCUGAAAUUAACAUGUUUUGUAUUUUAGAAUUACGAGGAAACAAUCUCACGAUUAAACAUUUUCAAGAAAAUUUGCUUAAAUUUUCAAAUCUAUUCUAACAUUAUGAAGGUCUAUAGAGACGUAUCUUAAAAGCUACAGAUCUCAACAUUAAUAUUAGAAUAUGAUUUUACAUUGAAGGAAUGAUUUUGUGCUUAAACAUGAACCAUCUUUCAUCCAUUUAACUCCUGAACAAUAAAACAUCUCUACAUUUAUUUUUAACCACAAAUCCAAGGUGAGGGCAGGAAUCUAAAGCUCAAACUUUUGACUUUAUGCAAAUCCAGCAGGACAGAAACCUUCGGUCACUGCACAGCGUCACCGGACGCCAUCGUCCUGCAGAGCGAACCGCCUCACCUCGUACAGUUCGACUCCCUCGUCUCCGUUUCAACAGCUUGCUGAUUUUAUUUCCUUUUUUUGGUCACAGUUGUAGAAAGUUUGCUUCUCACCGUCCUGGUUUUCAGCUGAGGUUUUAAAAACUGCAAAGUAUACUUUUUUCAAUGUUUUACUUCAAUGUGAAAGAGGGCAGAGGUACUGCAUCUUUGUGAAAUAUGAAAUACAGUAUAUCAUCAAAGUAUAUCAAAGCACAAUGUUUAAUUAAUGUCUUUAGAAUACGAACGGGGGCGACUCCCCCGGCUCUUUUCUUUUCCUGUCUCUGGCCAUGCUGUAAAUAGAUGCAUGUUUUUUGGGUUUUUUUGUUUGUUUUUUUCCUGUGAUCCAGUGCUUUUUGUACAGAAACAGUCUAAUAAAGAUUACAUUUGGCUUGAA
Morone saxatilis (striped sea-bass) is the source of this 4752-nucleotide messenger RNA. RefSeq names its product transcription factor COE3-like. NCBI's taxonomy places the organism in Eukaryota, Metazoa, Chordata, Actinopteri, Moronidae. Gene Ontology annotation, molecular function: DNA-binding transcription factor activity, RNA polymerase II-specific; RNA polymerase II cis-regulatory region sequence-specific DNA binding. The record is from RefSeq and is a predicted model, not a curated record. Gene Ontology annotation, biological process: regulation of transcription by RNA polymerase II.